This is a messenger RNA of Seriola aureovittata, 5444 nucleotides long. RefSeq names its product sortilin related VPS10 domain containing receptor 3b (gene sorcs3b). The record is from RefSeq and is a predicted model, not a curated record. NCBI's taxonomy places the organism in Eukaryota, Metazoa, Chordata, Actinopteri, Carangiformes, Carangidae. The coding region runs from base 255 to 3965 and encodes 1236 amino acids. Gene Ontology annotation, cellular component: membrane. Gene Ontology annotation, molecular function: protein binding. The transcript has 27 exons.
CUUUUUUUCUUUUUUUUUGAACAGCCUCGUGAACAAUGAGCUCGAUCUGUUCCUGCAGUCACUCUCCGUCGGCGCGUUCGCCUGAUGCGCAGCGCCUCCCCAACUGUUCCCUCACUUUGACAAAUUCCUGGACGUGAGCGGGUCUGCAGAAUGGCUUCUUGCUUGUAAAGAUGAUGCCUUGAAUAUUUUAGAAGUUGAAUAGCUCUGCCACAUCUUUUCCCUCCCCUGAUAGACUAUCCGUUUGGAAGAACACGAUGGGACUGUGGUCAUUUUGGAGUUUUUCUCUUUUGGCUUUCGUGUUGCUCUGCCUCUUUCACUCUAAGUUUUUGGCUCAAGCGGAAAUAAGUUCACCCAGAGCAAACGACAGAUUUUAUCGCAUGGAGGUUAUGCAGCUGGAAGCACGUGUAACCCGAAAAUCAGAGGAGGACAAAAUCUCACCCAAAGACGACAAUUGCACAAAAGUUUUUAACGGUUUUGCAACGGAUGCUGUCGGUGCUUUGAAAAAUGGCAAGCAAGUGGCAACUGAAACACAGAGCGGACCGACUGGCAUCGAAACGGCACCAAACAAUAACAGUCGUCUCAAAAUACCUAUUAAGAAGUAUGAUAACAUUUCCGUGGACAUCCAAAUGCGACCUGCAGCGACUGUUUUUCCAAGAAGAAAGGCAAAAAGGAGUGUGGGUCCAACAUACAGCGAAAAUGUGGAUAGGAGUAUAAGUGGAGAAGCGCAGUCAGGAGAGAGGUUUGUGGAGACUGUCCAAGGUGUUUCCAACUCCAGAGCCGAGUACCGGCGCACCGGGGAAGAAGCCAGAGGGUCUAACCCGAGACAAAGUGAGCCUCACCUGGACACUUCUACCUUUGCUCUGUCGGGAGACUCGGCGCACAACCAGGCGAUGGUGCACUGGUCUGGACACAACAGCAGCGUGAUCCUGAUCUUGACUAAGCUGUAUGACUUCAACCUGGGGGCUGUUACCGAGAGCUCGCUCUGGAGAUCCAGUGAUUAUGGAAGCACCUACAACAAACUCAAUGACAAAGUGGGUUCAAGGACAGUUUUAAGUUACCUGUACGUCUGCCCUACCAACAAACAGAAGAUAAUGAUGCUUAGCGACCCAGAGGUAGAGAGCGCUGUCCUCAUCAGUUCAGAUGAAGGGGCAAGCUUUGAGAAGCAUCCCAUUAACUUCAACAUCCUGAGCCUCCUCUUCCACCCGGCACAGGAGAACUGGAUACUGGCUUACAGUCAUGACAGCAAGCUGUACAGCUCAAUGGACUUUGGGAGGAAAUGGCAGCUUGUUCACGACAACGUGAUGCCAGGCCGAUUCUACUGGGCGGUAAUGGGGCUGGACAAAGAAUCAGAUGUGGUCCACAUCGAGACGCGCAUUGCAAAAGGCCGCGCUCAGUACGUGAAGUGCAGAGCCCAACGCUGCACAGAUGGCAACAGACAGUACCUCUUUCCUGGAUAUGUAGACACCAACUCACUGGUUGUGCAGGAUGAAUAUGUUUUCACACAGGUGACCAAGUCAGGACGAGCCAGCUACUUUGUCUCCUACAUGAGAGAAUCCUUCAAGCGGAUGAAGUUACCUAAAUAUUGUCUACCAAAGGACAUGCAUAUCAUCAGCACAGAUGAGAAGCAGGUCUUUGCUGCAGUUCAGGAGUGGAAUCAGAACAAUACUUACAGCCUGUAUAUCUCAGACUCCCCCGGGGUCUACUUUACCCUUUCAUUAGAGAAUCUGAGAACCAGCCGAGGACCCGCUGGUAACCUACUGGUGGACUUUUAUAAGGUUGAGGGGAUAAAUGGCAUGUAUCUCGCCAACAAACUGGUGGAUAAUCACAUCAAGACUUUUAUCACCUACAACAAGGGACAAACAUGGGCCCUUCUGCCAGGUCCUUCCACUGAUGUGGCUGGGAAUAACCUUCACUGCAUUCUGCCAUUUUGUUCGCUGCAUCUUCAUCUGGAGAUGUUGGAGAAUCCCUACACGUCUGGACCCAUCACCAGCAAAAAGUCUGUUCCAGGAAUCAUCGUGGCUACAGGGAAUAUAGGAACAGAGCUGUCCUCCACCAACCUUGGGAUGUUUAUAACAUCUGAUGCAGGAAAUAGCUGGAGACAGAUUUUUGAUGAAGAGCACAACAUUUGGUUCCUUGAUAAUGGGGGGGCUUUGCUGGCAGUCUUACACGCAGCGACGCCGAUUCGACACUUAUGGAUCAGUCUCGACGAAGGAAAGAAGUGGGACCGUCACAGUUUCUCCUUGGCACCUCUGUAUGUGGAUGGGGUUUUAAUGGAGCCAGAAUCUGACAAUCACAUUAUCACUUUCUUUGGACACUUCAGCCAUCGGUCAGAGUGGCAGCUGAUCAAGAUCGAUUACAAGGGCCUUUUCAGCAGGAGAUGCAUGGAUGGAGAUUAUCAGACAUGGCACCUGCACAACAAGGGAGAGCUGUGUGUGAUGGGCGAGAGGCAGAUCUUUAUGAAGCGCAGGCCAGGCAACCGUUGCAUGCUGGUCCAGGACUAUUCCAGGAUCUAUUCCUCUGAGCCGUGCCUCUGCACAACCUAUGAUUUUGAAUGUGAUUAUGGAUGGGAGCGCCAGGCGGAUGGGAAGUGCUCCCCUGCUUUUUGGUUUAAUCCAAAUGGUGCGGCUAAAACCUGUAGCUCCAGCCAAAGCUUCCUUAACAGCACAGGGUACCGGAAGGUUUUGUCCAAUAACUGUAAGGAGGCAGGGAGGAACGUGUACUCACCCAGGAGGCAGGCUUGUCGUCCCAGACCACCCCGAGGCCUCCGGCUCUCGACCAAUCAAGGAGAGCUCAGCGCCCCUGUUGGCAGUAACGUCACUUUCAUGGUGUACCUCGAAGACGGAGACUCGCUGAGGACCAGCAUCCAGCUAGACUUUGGGGACGGCAUCAAGAUCACGUACUCUAACCUGAGCAGGACUGAUGAUGGCAUCAUGCACAUCUACAGAACGACUGGGAUUUACCGAGUGACAGCUUCAGCUGAGAACAGCCAGGGAUCUGACAGCAGCACACUGUUUUUACACAUCACCAGUCCUGUGGAGCGUGUAUAUCUCUCCGUUCCUAUUGUAGCCAUCAGGGGGAAGGAGGCUAAUCUGACUGCGGUGGUUUGGCCGAGUCACACCAGAACAUUGACCUUCUUCUGGUGGUUUGACAACAGCUCCGAGCCCAUUAUAACCUUGGAGGGAAGCAUCUCAUACACGUUUCAGAGAGAGGGGAAAAACAAGGUCACGGUCCAGGUUGCUUCUGGGAGCACCGUAAUGCAGGAUUCAAAAGUUAUAACUGUUAAAGAGUUCUUCAGGUCGCUGCUGUUGUCGUUCUCGCCGGCGCUUGAUGAGCACAAUCCUGACAUCCCCGAGUGGAGGGAGGACAUAGGCCGUGUGGUGCGGGCAGCUCUGUCACAGGUGUCUGGGUUUCCUAGAGAUCAGCUGCUGGUCUCUCUGUACCCAGGACUUCCAACUACAGCAGAGCUCUUUAUCCUGCCUGAUGAGCAUACAGCGAGUGAGCACAAGAGGGGGAGCGAGGAGGCUCUAGAGACGAUAUCAGAUAUUUUUGUCACUGCCCUGAACCAAGGCCUGAUCCAGUUUGAGUUGAAAGCUGAUACUCGCAUUAUUGUGUACAUGACUCAGCAAACUCUGGCACCACUUGUGGAUUCAAACUCCAUCCACAGUGGGUCGGCCAUGCUGAUGCUGCUCACUGUGGUGUUUGUCGGUCUAGCCGCAUUCUUCAUCUACAAGUUCAAAAGGAAAAUCCCCUGGAUCCAUGUCCAGACUGAGGACAGUCAUGAGAAAGAACCGGAAGUGAUCAGUACAGUCGGUCAGAACGACAACAUGUCCAAGGUGAAGCUCACUGAGUUUCCCUCUCCAAAAGAACUCAUGGCAAAGGACCUGGAGGCCAGGAGCAGAGGAGGGAUUGGAAGAAAUAUGGAGAGAAUUGUUACAAGGGAAUUUCCAAACUGUACUAAUGUCUAAGACAUGCGCUCUGUUGCCCAGUAAGUACAGAUUGUUGUGUUACAGUUGUGCUGAAAUUGUUUGCAUUGUUUUCAUUUGUUUAUUUCUUUCACGCUGAUAGCUGCUAUCGUUCAAAGUCAUGUUUUUAACUCACAUGGAUAGAGUAAGUAUCUAGUUUACAAUACUUGAUGAAGAUCAGUACACCAAGCCAGACUCUGGGGCCUCUAGUUUGAGGGCGGUGAAUUGCUACAGUACCCGACACAAAACGUCCAAUUAGUAUCAGGAAUCCUUUGCUCUUUACCACCGCCAUGGCUGUGACAUUACUAAUUUGGGUAUGUUAUGGCCAAUUUUUUACUCCCUGUGACAUCAACAUGGUUCUUCAUUAGGAUAAUAUACAGAUAGGAGGCACAGACUGAGUCACUAAAGUAAAAUACCUCAAAAGCUUCGACACUACCGUAAGAACCAGUCUGCGAAAAAUAUUGAUGUAAUGUAAAUGAGAAAAGGUUAGCACAAGAGAGAGAAUGUGUAGGCUUUACUGUACAGGUUUGAUAAAGUCACUUUAAAUUCAGCAUCGGAUUUCAUGAGUCACUUUACAGACAUUUAGACCCUCAAGCCAUUAUAAUAUAAUAUAAUAAUAUCCAGGACUUGAAAGGAUCAACUAAUUUAUCUUAAUAAAAAACAAUGUUUCUGAAACCUCACGGUACUUGUUAAUGUUUCCCUCUGUCACACAAAAUGAACCGAGAGGCUAUAAGAUUAGCCAAGUGUAACCAUUUUAUGUUGUCUUGCUAAUAAUUUUGCCUUUUUCUUUUACAUCCUGAAUGAAUAAUAAAACCCCAAACGACAGAGUUGUCAGUGAAGGCAGAACAAAAUGUUGCUCUGCCUCCAUGCGACAGAAAUACAAUUAACAGGUCAUUUUAGGUUUAGCCAUCAUCUUGAUAUGACACUUUAUUCUCUGGAUAAACAUUAACAUUUACCGCCCUAUAACUAGAGGUCUUUGAUUUGUAAAUAUAAUGAAUAUAUAUAUAAAAAUGUUGAAAUCUGACUGUUGUGAAAGCUUCUAAGAAAGAACUGUGUUGUUGGUUUUGCUCUGUAAGAUAACAUGGUGCUUUCAAUGACUUAUCUUUCACAUGAUGGUACAAAACAAAACCUUGAUAUAUGAGAAUGGAAGUCUGGCCUUAGAAGUGGAAAAUACAGAAACUUGUACAUAGAAUAAGAUGGAAUGUAAAUCUAUACAGUAGCUUCAUCCUACUUUAUUGUAAACAGGAAGUAGUCUGUUUCCAUGACCUUCAGUCUCACAACAAGCUGUAUGUCCUUUUUUUUUUAUUAUUUAUUAGAUUUUUUUUUUUUACAGUAGCAUGCCCUAAUUAUCUGUGAUAAGAGACUUAAGACUAUAUUAGGGUGAGCAAGUACUGUACAUAUAUAUAAAUAUAUAUAUAUAUAUAUAUCUCAUGGUGAUUUUAAAGUUUACUUAACACAUUAAACUAAUUAUUAAACACACUG